Molecule: messenger RNA, 934 nt
Organism: Tinamus guttatus (white-throated tinamou)
Lineage: Eukaryota; Metazoa; Chordata; Aves; Tinamiformes; Tinamidae
Source: RefSeq, a predicted model, not a curated record
CAAAGAGCUCCAGGGAAAGUUUUGCAUGAUGCUGUCUGCAACCACCUGAAUCUUGUUGAAGGCGACUACUUUGGCCUUGAGUUUCCUGAUCACAAAAAGAUGAUGGUGUGGCUCGAUCUUUUGAAGCCUGUUAUGAAACAGAUUAGAAGACCGAAGCACAUUGUUGUAAAAUUUGUGGUAAAAUUCUUCCCACCUGACCACGCUCAGCUGCAGGAAGAACUGACAAGGUACCUAUUUGCAUUGCAAGUGAAGCAGGACCUGGCACAGGGAAGGCUAACGUGUAAUGAUACCAGCACUGCCCUCCUAAUCUCACACAUUGUACAGUCUGAGAUUGGAGAUUUUGAUGAAACCAUAGAUCGUGAACACUUAGCAAAGAACAAGUAUAUACCUCAGCAAGAAGCACUAGAAGACAAAAUCAUGGAAUUUCACCGUAAUCACAUGGGACAGACACCAGCAGAGUCUGACUUCCAGCUUUUGGAGAUCGCCCGUCGGCUGGAGAUGUAUGGAAUACGCCUGCAUCCAGCCAAGGACAGGGAAGGGACAAAAAUCAACCUGGCUGUUGCCAACACAGGCAUUCUGGUGUUUCAGGGUCACACCAAGAUCAAUGCUUUCAACUGGGCUAAAGUUCGAAAGCUGAGCUUCAAGAGGAAACGCUUUCUUAUCAAGCUACGGCCUGAUGUGAAUAGUUCCUUCCAGGAUACCCUGGAGUUCCUUAUGGCCAGUCGAGAUUUCUGCAAGUCUUUCUGGAAGAUCUGUGUGGAACAUCAUGCCUUCUUCAGGCUUUUUGAGGAGCCGAAACCAAAGCCUAAACCUGUUCUUUUUUCUAGAGGUUCAUCAUUUAGGUUCAGUGGCCGGACUCAGAAGCAAGUCCUUGACUAUGUUAAAGAAGGAGGGCACAAAAAAGUACAGUUUGAAAGGUGAGAGAAAGCUAAAU